This is a messenger RNA of Asparagus officinalis (garden asparagus), 1480 nucleotides long. Its product is annotated as NADH--cytochrome b5 reductase 1. Gene Ontology annotation, biological process: electron transport chain. The transcript is spliced from 9 exons. Gene Ontology annotation, molecular function: cytochrome-b5 reductase activity, acting on NAD(P)H. Bases 290 to 1189 code for a protein of 299 amino acids. The record is from RefSeq and is a predicted model, not a curated record. Lineage: Eukaryota; Viridiplantae; Streptophyta; Magnoliopsida; Asparagales; Asparagaceae.
GGGCGUGCGCAUUUGAAAGCCAAAUCUCCAAUUAAUUUCCUUCUUUCUUUCUCCUCUCUCCCUCUUCAAGCCCACGCUCCCAAUUUGUACUCCACCAAACAAAGGAAAAAGUGCCCACGGUUUUGUGGUAGCAGUUCAGACUCAGGAGCUCAGAUCCUCUUCUUGGUCCACCUAACCCUUCACCUACCCUUUGGCUCUCAAGGGGAACAAAUCUUAUAUAUAAACAAAACCCAUAUCGGAUUCAGACCCCUUAUCUUAAUUUUUGGGGGAUUUUUUGGGUUCCUCUUCAAUGGAUUUCUUGCAAUCCAACAACGCCCAUUUCAUCGGUAUCGCCGUCGCCGUCGCCGCCGUCGGCAUCGGCGCCGCCUACUUGUUCAACGCCCAUUUCAUCGGUAUCGCCGUCGCCGUCGCCGCCGUCGGCAUCGGCGCCGCCUACUUGUUCCUCAGCAAGAAAUCCAAGGGUUGCUUGGACCCAGAAAACUUCAGGGAUUUCAAGUUGGUUGAGAAAAGGCAGCUGAGCCAUAACGUGGCUAAGUUUAGAUUUGCCCUCCCAUCACAGACUUCUGUGCUUGGUUUGCCUAUUGGGCAACACAUUAGUUGCAGGGGAAAGGAUAGUGUAGGUGAAGAAGUUGUCAAACCUUAUACUCCUACAACUUUGGAUUCAGAUGUUGGGUAUUUUGAACUGGUUAUCAAGAUGUAUCCUCAAGGAAGAAUGUCUCAUCAUUUUCGUGAGAUGAAAGUUGGCGACUACUUGUCCGUAAAGGGUCCUAAGGGGCGCUUCAAAUAUCAAACUGGACAAGUUAGAGCAUUCGGAAUGCUAGCUGGAGGAUCUGGCAUAACUCCAAUGUUUCAGGUUGCAAGAGCUAUAUUGGAGAACCCAAAUGACAAGACAAAUGUUCAUCUUAUCUAUGCCAAUGUCACAUUUGAGGAUAUCCUUGUAAAGGAAGAGCUAGAUGGCCUUGUUAAGAACUAUCCAGGUCGCUUCCAAGUUUACUAUGUGUUGAAUCAGCCUCCUGAGGUCUGGAAUGGGGGUGUUGGUUUUGUGUCCAAAGAAAUGAUUCAAACUCAUUUGCCAUCACCAGCCACUGACAUCCAGAUUUUACGAUGUGGUCCACCUCCCAUGAACAAGGCCAUGGCAGCGCACCUCGAUGAGCUUGGUUACACAAAGGAGAUGCAAUUCCAGUUCUAGAUGCCUUUUGAUAUUGUGGUGGACUUAGAAUCAUUUGUCUGAUUAGUGACUGAGAACCAAAUUGAAAAUUUUCUCAUUGUACUGUUGGAUCUCUUAAUCCUAUAUCCCGUAAGAUAUGAAAAAUGUUACAAUCUAUGGGAUUCUUUUCUCAAUACUGUGAACUUCUCCUGUUGAGAUCCUGUGGAAAAUUGGGCUUCAAGUUUCUUUCUUGUAAGGAAAAAUCCCAAUAACACACGUUUUAUUUUAUUGGAUGGGUGAUAUUGACAGUGAUGCAAAGUUGGAUAUCUUCAA